UCUCGAGCCGCCGCGCUCCGCCGCCGCACGUGUCUCCACGUCGCUCGCGCCCACAUUCACGCACGCGCCUCACCGACUACCCUACAAAUAUUCACUAUCCAACAACAAAGUGCCACAGAAAAACAAUUUGUGACAGUGACGUUUCGGGGGAGGUGACGAACACGAUUCUUUCGUUUGGAUUUUCCGCAAAUUUUCAGUUUUCAGCGUUGAGGAUUCAUUCAUAAACCUGUGAAGUUAAAUCAAAUCUGCAAAAAACAGCAAGUGUUAGUAAAAUAAUAACAGUGUUUGUGUUGAGUGUGUGCAUUGUAAGAUGGGAGGAUGUCCAGGGUAGAGGGCGCGAUGAAGCGAGGGUCGCGGGAGGCGCCGGACGCGGGCGACUGCGUGUCGCUGCAGCGGAUCCUGCAGGCCUUCAACUCGACCAUCAGCGAGGAGCACGCCUGGGCGUUGUUCCACCAGGGCGCGCGCUGCUUCCAGCGCUGCCUGACUGAUGGUGCCACCUGCUACCUGGUCACGGAGCCCCGACAUGUGUUCCUGCACAAGGACGGCUCCGUGCACCCCAGCACGCUGCUCAAUCCUGGCGAUGACAGCAGCAGAGAAGUCGUAACAUCGGAACAACAGCUGGUAGUGAACCUGGCGCUGGUGGUGUACCACGCGCUGGACUACACACACGCGGAGGACGAGGAGCGGCUCGUGUCGCCCGACCUGGAGCGCCUCAUCACCGAGAUGACCGCCUGCGAAGGAGAAGAUGAAGAGGAAGGCUGUGAGCUGUCGGAGGGGUCUGAGACGUCGGAGGGGGGCAGGGCGGACACGGACGACGAGGGCAUCGAGCGGGACUCGGAGCCCGCGCCGCGCCGCUGCCGCCGCCGGCGACGCUUCAUGCUGCGGGACGUCAUUGAGCGCUGCACGUGGCACUGCGGCGGCGGCGGGCGGUGCGCGCGCGAGGCUGCGCAGGCGCACUACCGCGCCGUGUGCCGUGCGCUGGUGGCCGAGGCGCUCGAGCUGGUCAGCUUCCUCGCCCGAGUCAAGGCUGGAGGGGCGAAGGACCUGGGGGCGGCGGAUGAUUCCGCACUGCACCUGGACACGCUACAGUUUUCUGACUGGGCGCGAUUCUGGAUGCAAGUCAUAGGCGAGCUGCGUAUGGGGGUCAAGCUGAAGAAGGUGAGCUACUCGCGGACGCCCAUCGAGUACGAGAUGACUCCGUACGAGAUCCUCAUGGACGACAUCCGGUCCCGGCGGUACACGCUGAGGAAGGUCGACGGGAAUAUACCGCAGAAUGUAAAGAAGGACGCGCACGCAAUGAUUCUCGAGUUCAUACGAAGCAGGCCGCCACUCAAGAAGGCCUCUGAGCGCAAACUACCGCCCUUGUGCAGAGAGGUCACUCCCAGGGAACAACUGCUGGCCUCCAUCCAGCGCGGCCGCCCGCUCAGGGCUACACCCUACUCUAGGAGAUUAUCAACGGGCACGGGCAGCGGGCCGGGCGGCCGCAGCGGUGACGUCACGCCGCAUGCGCCGCCGCAGCGACGACUCAUCAAAGUUGACUUCGAUAACCUGGAGGAUGACGAAGACGAGGACGACUCGGAGCCGUGCACGAGCCCCGAGGUGCUGGCGCCGCAGCCCUACCCGCGCCACACCGCCCCGCAGCCGCCCAAACCCUGGAAGAGAACCGAGAGCGUGGAGGCGCCGCGCGCGCCGCCCCGCGCCCACAUAUCGCACGACGAGUACCACCAGUUCUGCGACGAGGCGCUAGAGUCAUACGACCUGGCGACGCAAUGUCCGUCGCGGCGCGCGUCCAUGCGGCGGCACACCGUCGCGCACCCGCACCCCGUGUGCACCUCGGGCGAGGGGGUGCACUCUCUGCCGCACUCCAGGCCGGGGUCCCGCGCGUCAUGCGCCGGCGCAGCCUCGCUCGCCAGCAGCGACGACGCGGCGCUGGGCGAGCUGUCCUGGUCGCGGUCCUCGUUGCAAGACGAGCUCAUCAAGUCGGUUAGUGGCAGCCCCUGCAACCCGCAUAAACAAUGGCAAGACGCGAUGAUGACGGACGACCGUCUGUCCCUGACGCUGGAGGAGAUCGUGCACAUCCGCUCCGUGCUGACCAAGGCGGAGCUGGAGGUGCUGCCGGUUGAGGGACGGGUGAAGGAGGAUGUGGAGAAGAGAAGGGUGUGCUUUUUAUGUUUGAAGACACGCUUCGGUAUUUUUGGACCUUGGGGACAAAAGUGUAAACUAUGCAAAAAGACUGUCUGUCAGAAGUGUUGUUCAAAGAUGCGGAUACCGACGGAGCACUUCGCGCACGUGCCGGUGGUUCUGCUGAGCCCCUCGCUGCUGCCGUCGCCGGAGGAGGAGGCGCACUCCACCUUCCCACGGAGCCUGAUGUCGAGGCUCGUCGCGCCAGAUCAUACGAGCCUAGUCGAGAACAGCGUGGGCAGUGCCCCCAACAGCCCGGCAGCCGUCAGACGGGCGGCGGCCGCGCAUUCGGCCCCAGGCUCGCGCGGCGGCUCGGCGCUCGGGUUCAGCGACCACCUGUCGCUGCCCCCGCCGGCGAUGUCACGUAGUGUGGAGGGGCCCGAGAGCAUGCCUGUGACAGUGGUUAACAGUGGGACUUUGGAUCGGAGAGCGCGCUACGGGCGCAGCGCAACCGGCGUGGCGGCGGCGGAGCGGCUGCGCGGCGUGCAGAUGGCGGUGUGCCACGACUGCAAGGCCAUGGUGCUGCAGAUCAUCAAGUCAUCCCGCGCCUCGCGAUCCGCCUCCCGCGACCGCGCGCUCCGCCAUCUCACGCUAGACCUCGCGCCCGUCUACACCGCCGAGUGUUAACCAAUCAGCGAGCUCUGUGGGGUUUGACCUUGUCACGCCGCCGAGUGUUAGCCAAUCAGCGACCGCCGUGGGGUUUGACCUUGUCGCGCCGCCGAGUGUCAACCAAUCAACGACCGUGGUACUGAUACCUCAGUGGUUUUCGACCUAUCGCUCAGUGAUAGAGUUCUAAAUUGUGAGGUGGACUUGUGGUUAACUGCUGAGCGACCGUUCGGCUGCUGGGAUUGCUUUGGAGCGGAUAUGUGUGUAAAAGCAAUGUAUUUACUGUACCUAUGUAUCGUUAUUAUAGGUGUUAUCAUCGUGCGCCUCUUCCAGAUUAUAAUAAUAUAGCUCAUAUGCAAACUUUUCGACCUAACAGUAAAUGAUAUAGUUACUACCAUUUGUAAACUUCAUCUUAAUUUAACAUAAAAAUUAUAGAUCGUUUUGACAUUCCUAAAAUUUAAAAUUCCUUCUUGACAUAUUUUUUUAUCCAAAUUAAACCAUAGUCUCAAUAUUUAUACAAAAAAGUUAUAUACAGAGGUUUUACUAAACUCCCGAGCUUCGGACGGUUGUGCAGGACUUGCGGUGGUUCUAGGCGAGCUGGAUCUAGGCAUCCUAGGUAUCCCAGACUUUGUUUUAUAUUCGUAGACCUACUGACCUAUUGACAAUACUCAAUGACCUUUGACACACCAAAAUUAAUUCCCUUUUUGUUUAUCGCACAAAAAUAUAAUAUUCUAACAAACUAUUUAUAAAAUGUAAUGUCAAAAAUAUAUAACAAGUAUAUUUAUUUACUAGUGAGUAACUAAUAAAAAUCCUAAUGAGAUAUUUAAAUGUUAUAUUCCUAAAAUACUAAAAUAUAUUUUCUCACGUAAAUACAAAUAUAGUAUGAUAUAUCUAUCUAUAUUUUUCCCCAAAUGAUAUUAUACCGAAAUGUUGUAUUUUCCCAACAAUAAUGUACUGUGAAUCAAUAUGUGUCUUUAAAUGAUAUAUGAAAAAGAGGAGAUAUUUUUAUUUACAUUAUUUGAAAGUGUUAAAGUAUUACAAUAUUUAUCCCACUGAAGUUAAAAUUUAUAAGCUUGCACUGAACUACCCCAAAUGUAUGAAGAAUCUGAUUACUGAAAUUAAGCCUAAAUUAUCAGAAAUUGAUUCAAUUAUGCCUGAUACGAACGGUAAGUAUCAAAACGAACUUGUACUUUAAAAUAGAACUCAUAAACACCUUUCUUGUGCCAUAUCACCUAUAAUGCUAUUACAAUACAACUAUCGCUAAAGCCGCGACACACGGGUAACUUAGGCAAGCUGGCUCGAAUAUAAUUUUCCCGUGUGUCCGUGAAUAAAAAUAUAUACCUACUUAAUUGUAAUAAAUACAUUUAUUGUAAACUUGCACAAUCUUACACCGAAGAACACCUCCAUUUUAAUGUAAUAAUGUUAACAGUAGGUAAGUGAUAUUUAUUUAAUUUUGCGAACCAUUUCUUUGUACUUUUAAGAAGCAUUUUUUUUUAUUUAAGUA
Plutella xylostella (diamondback moth) is the source of this 4291-nucleotide messenger RNA. It is a transcript of the gene spir, whose product is annotated as spire type actin nucleation factor. Lineage: Eukaryota; Metazoa; Arthropoda; Insecta; Lepidoptera; Plutellidae. Gene Ontology annotation, biological process: actin filament network formation; polar body extrusion after meiotic divisions; cleavage furrow formation. Gene Ontology annotation, molecular function: microtubule binding; actin binding. The record is from RefSeq and is a predicted model, not a curated record. Gene Ontology annotation, cellular component: cell cortex; cytoplasmic vesicle membrane.